Phycodurus eques (leafy seadragon) is the source of this 6538-nucleotide messenger RNA. RefSeq names its product chloride anion exchanger-like. The transcript has 20 exons. The coding region runs from base 2090 to 4351 and encodes 753 amino acids. Gene Ontology annotation, biological process: transmembrane transport. The record is from RefSeq and is a predicted model, not a curated record. Gene Ontology annotation, molecular function: chloride transmembrane transporter activity; oxalate transmembrane transporter activity; bicarbonate transmembrane transporter activity. Gene Ontology annotation, cellular component: membrane. NCBI's taxonomy places the organism in Eukaryota, Metazoa, Chordata, Actinopteri, Syngnathiformes, Syngnathidae.
GUAAGGUCAUUCGCACAAUUUACUGUGCGUGUUUGCAUUCCAGCUCAAAUGCACUGAAACUCUUGAGCAGCACCCUCCCACACAAACACACACACACACACACACACACUGGCCACAAUAUUAUCAUCUCAUGCAAUAUAACCUGUUGUACCAUGGAAAUGCAUCUUUACAAAUGGAAAAAAAUCCAAUAUAGCGAUAUACAGUACAUAAUAUGUUGAAAGGAUUUUGCUGCAUGAGUCACGGAAUCCCACAAGGCUCUGUUCUCUGCCCAUCAUUUAGUGGGCGUCAAAGUUUGAUGAUUAUUUUGACAAUUUACCAUGCAAACGGUGUUGCGAGGGCUCGUCCGCCACUGCUCGCGGCUUUCGUUUUCGAUGCGUUUGUGUGGUUUCUAGCGGUAUGGAAAAUCGGUUUAUCUUAUUUAUAUUCACGCGAGUGUCAAAACAGACAAUCAAUCCGAGGUGAUUAUCUUCGGUAAGGCCAAAAGCACUUGUAUUGAAUGGCAUUUGCCUUUUCACCUCGUGAUCUGAUCGUGGAAUGCAGUAUCUGCCACGGGAUUAAUGUUUGGGGGGCCCUUUCUGCAGCAUUUCCACGUCGUAAAUGUAAAAUAUCCAAACGCGGUGUUGUCGUCGUUGUUGUUGUUGUUGUUGACCUUUGGCAGCUCCCCCCACCCCACCCCACCCCGCUUAAAAGGCUCCUGGAUUUCCACUUCCUAACAAUGGCCUGACCCGUCCCGUCCCGUCCCGUCCCUCCUCCAGGGGCGGAAAGGCCGACACCGCUGAACAGUUUCGAAGCCAGAUAUCUGAGAGAACAAUGGUCAAGGAUAAGGCAGGCAUCCAAACACAAGGGAUCCCAUCGUGAUUACUGUUAAUAAUUACAGUCGGGAGUAGCAACUGCGGCGUAAUUUAUUGAUGGCUGAACAGCCGGCUGUCACAGUUGCGCUCCAAAUGCUGGAGGAGGAGGCAAGGCCGGUGGAAAGUGUGGAUUUGUAGCGCUCAAUCAGGUAUGUGACCGCACAAUAAGAUGUUAGGUGCGUCAUUCCAGAACAGGAGGAUCAUUUAGGGAGCAACAUUUUUUCAAACCAGACCAAUUAUUUUGUCUAUUUUUGAAUGACAUCAAGAAAAACAGAUAAUAAGCCAUCAUAAUUUGGUUUGUCCAGUUCAACCAUCAACGGUAUCGUUUUUGUGCGAUCUUAUCAUCUGGUAUUUUGCUGUAUUGUGUAAUAGUCAGGCACCUGAAAAACCUCUUUCAAAAUUUGCUCACUGAAUAAGUCAUUUUCAGUGUUAAAUAAAUGUAAUUGAAAUGCAAAUUGGACGUUACACUAACAGUGUCGCAUAUCAACGCUUAUGUUAGUUUUUGCUCAAGAAUACACGCCAGCUGAGUUUGCUGCCGUGCUAUGUGGUCAGAAUGAACUUGGCGAGACAGUAUCAUUUGGGAAAAAAAAAAAGAAACCCAUGAAUAAUGUACAGUAUUUUCCCGAUUAUACGAGUAACAGGGUUGAGUUUUUUUUGAGCGACACACUCCGCACGGUCACACCAAUUAGCUCAAUGUCGUUACUACUGAGCCGUGCAGCUCACUUGUUUUUGUUUUUUUUCCUCUUCCUCUCGAUCGCUAAAACGCUUCUAGUAAUAGGUCACAAGUUCAGAGUGUAAUUAUGAAUAUGAAGAUAAAACAAAAUGUUUCAACAAUGACAAGGAAGACAUCAACAAAGUCCGACCCCGAGAAGCUGAUUUAAAUUUAAACUUGUUUAGGAAUCACUUUGACUCAAACAUUUUUCUCAGGACAACUAUACUUUACACACGUCGUGCAUUGGAAAUGUCACGGGGCACAGACAAAAUGUCCUCCAAAUCGGGACUGACCCCCAUAAAGUAAAGGUGCCUUCUAUUGUAUGUUUAAAGGAAGCGAUUCAUUGAAAGCAGCACUCUCUGGCAUCGCUCUCUCUUUAUCAGAUCUGACAAGCGAUCCAGACCUCGCGCGCUCUCCCAUCUGGACCUUUGUUGUUCACGGUGUUCAAAGGUGAUCUCACAGUUGUUGUUGCGCUUUCACGGCUCUCGGCAGCGACAGGUCCUCGGAGGUAGCGCGAGCGGCCGUCAUGCAAGCGGGGGCCAACCGGUACGCGGUGGCGCGCUCCCUGUACUCGGAGGAGUCGUUCGCCGAGGAGCACGAGAAGGUUUACAGGCGCCGCAAGACCGCGCUGGACCACGUCAAGCAGUACUUCACGUGUGACGCCAGACGUGCCAAAAAUGCCGUUCUGUCCCUCCUGCCAAUCAUCGGCUGGAUAAAGAUCUACCGAGUGAAAGAGUGGCUGCUGAGCGAUAUCGUGUCGGGCGUCAGCACCGGACUCGUCGCUGUCCUGCAAGGUUUGGCCUACUGCCUCCUGGCUUCUCUUCCACCCUGGUACGGCCUCUUCUCCGCGUUCUUCCCCGUCGUCAUCUACUUUUUCCUCGGAACCUCCAGACACAUCUCAGCGGGUCCCUUCCCGGUGCUGUGCCUGAUGAUCGGCUCGUCGGUCACCAGGCUGGUACCGGACGAAAGCCCGCCCGCUAACAUCACAGGUUUCGAAGGCCUCACCAAGGACGAGCAGAGAGUGUUGGUGGCCUCGUCUGUGACGUUCCUCGUCGGAAUCAUGCAGCUGGCGAUGGGCAUCCUGCAGGUGGGCUUCGUGGUCACGUACCUGUCGGACACUCUGGUGUCCGGCUUCACCACCGCGGCCGCCAUUCACAUCCUGGUGUCCCAGCUGAAGUUUGCGCUGGGCCUGCAAGUCCCCGGAAUAAGCGGACCGCUCUCCAUUAUAUACACUCUGGAGGUCAUCUUCAACAAGAUCCAAUCCACCAACGUUUGCGACGUGGUCAUCUCCUUGGCGAUCAUGGUGGCGGUGUUCGUCGUGAAGGAGCUGAACGACCGAUUUAAAGCCAAGUUGCCCGUUCCCAUCCCUAUUGAGGUCAUCGUGACCGUCAUCGCAUGCGGCGUUUCGUACGCGUUCGACUUCAGGAGCAAGUACGGCGUCGACGUCGUCGGUCAUAUUCCGAAGGGGUACGAGCCUCCGUUGGCCCCCAACCUGCACAUCUUCCAAGACACGGCCAUGGAGGCGUUCCCAAUGGCCAUAGUGGGUUUUGCCGUGGCCUUCUCCGUAGCUAAAGUCUAUUCUGUGAAACACGACUACACCAUAGAUGGAAACCAGGAGCUGAUCGCUUUCGGAGUCAGCAACAUUUUCGGCGCGUCCUUCAAGUCUUUCGCAGCCAGUACGGCGCUGUCCAGGAGUGCAGUGCAGGAAAGUACCGGGGGGAAAACUCAGGUAGCCGGCUUGCUGUCAGCCGUCAUCGUGAUGAUCGUCACCUCGGCCGUGGGAUUUCUCCUGGACCCCCUCCCGAAGUCCGUGCUGGGCGCCGUGGUCAUCGUCAACCUGAAGGGAAUGCUCACGCAGUUUCGAGAGGUGCCCUACCUGUGGAGGCGGGACAAGGCGGACUGCGCGGUGUGGUUGGGCACGUGUAUCGCAGCCGUCUUACUGGGGUUGGAUCUCGGUCUAGCCGCGGGACUCGGCGUGGAAGUACUCAGCGUCGUCCUCAGGGCUCAGUUCCCUCGCUGCAGCGUGCUGGCCAACAUUCCCGGCACCGACAUCUACAAGGACAGAAAGGACUACGUCGACAUAUACGAGCCAGAAGGAGUGAAGAUUUUCCGAAUCCCGUCGCCAAUCUUCUUUGCCAAUAUCGAGUUCUUCAGGAGCAAACUGGUAGAAGCUGUGGGAUUUAAUCCACUGAGGAUCCUCAGGAAGCGGAAUAAGGCGCUGCGAUUGAUCCGGAAGCUUGUCAAGAAAGGUUAUCUGCAGUGGACGGCGAACGGCUUCCUGAACACCUCGAGCGGCCCCGUCAAGGAGUCGGCGGAAGCGGAAAGCGACGCGGAGGGACGGGACCUGCCCACGGACUUGAAGGAGCUGCCCGGCCGCGUGGACUGGAACGCCGAGCUUCCCGCCGACAUCAUUGUUCCCCGGGUGGACCUGCACAGUCUGGUCCUGGACUUCGCGGCCGUCUCCUUCCUGGACGUCUCCGCUCUGAAGGGUCUCAAAGCGGCGCUCAAAGAGUUCGUCCGCGUCGAAGUGGACGUCUACAUUGUCGCCUGCGAUCCUUCCGUCCUGGAGAAAUUGCACCAGUGCAGCUUCUUUGAUGACGAAGUCCGGCCGUCCAUGUUCUUCCUGACGCUGCACGACGCCGCGCUGCACAUCCUGAGCAAACAUCCCGAGCGCCGGCAAAACAAGUCCGGCUACGGCAAGAUUCUAACAACGGUCACGACGCACCACCCUGCAGGAGGCCUCAGGAGCAGAGAUCGAAAUGCGCCAGAUCCAGAAACCAGGUUGUAACUUCUGAGUGAUUGAAAAAAAAAAAAACAAUCUGCCAGACCAAAGGAUGAGUUGUUAUUUUUUGUGGUAUUUUUGUUUCUUUUUCCUCCAAGAACAGCUCAUCUGAGCAGAGCGCACUUAUCUGAAAUGCUUUUGAUUUGACAAUCUGUAUGUACGCCGUCUCCACGUAUGCAAAAGAGGUAAUUUGGUGUUUUCAUACUGUACAUAGCAAAUUUGUGGAUGUGUCGCAAUGGCUUUUUAUAUGCUUUCUAGCUCUAUAUUUUCAGGAUGAGGAGAAUAAAUGAAGUUUUUGGGAGCAUUUUGUUGAGAAAUUGUCAAUUUCCCGGGCGUAUGCCGCCGCCUCGCCCGAAAAACCAGCGGGGACGGGAUCACCCACAACUCAAACCAAUAAUCUAUUUGAUUAAUAGAUUAUUGGAUGAACAAAUGUAAAAUAUCUAACAAAGUUGUAGUACAAAUAAUAGGUUCCCCCCCCCAAAAAAAAUAUUUCAUAAUAUGCAGUACCUGUAUUGUAAGCCACUGUAAUAUUAUGCAGUUUGAAUCUUAACACUGAGCUUAAAUAUAUAGGACAAGAGUGUAUUUAAAUAAUGCUUGAAUUAGUGAAAUAAAUGUGUAAAAACAAACAUGUAUUUUACUGUACUGAAAUGUUACUUGAAAGAAAAUACUGUACUGUAAAAGAUAUACUGACAACCAAAAUUCAAGCUUCAGUGUUGUAAAUUGAAAUCUAAAGUUUAAGGUAAAACAUAAAGCAAUAUGCAAAAAAUAUAUGAGGCUUCACAGAACAGAUGCAAUCGUACUGUCAUUGUAUGCACACAUUGACUCUUGUGGCACUGGAUUUUAUUUAGGGGGAUGAAUAUUUUCCCUUUCUGCAUAUUUGUUAUUUUUAUGAAUUAAAAAAACAAACAAUUUGUAAUCCAUGUGUCAUUUUCUUUCCACGUCACAAUUAUGCCCCAGUCCGUGUUGGUGUGGGCCGACAUCACUUCCAAUGUUCAGGUACUGUAUAAGCUAAAUGUUCACAUGACGUAUUGAAGUUGAACCAAACGCGCUGUUUUCUUUGUGAAUGCUCGGGAGCUCCGUGGACUUGGCCUCUGGCCCCAAGCAGCCUAGAAACGCCCCGCAAUUGACUUUUGUUCGUUUUUGAUUUGUAUUUAUUUAAUGUAAUUGAAAUUCUGUUUUUUUGUUUGUUUGUGAUGACAUCAAAACAAGACCCCACCCCCGUUUUAUUAAAUAUAAUUUUUUUUUAAAAUGUAUUAUUAUUUUAUAAAACAACCCUUACGUGCAUGUACUGCGGACAAGCAGGUGUGCUCGAUCAGAUUAGUUAGCAACAAUUAGCCGUGUGCGUCGAGGAAAAAAAGGGUUAUUAGGGUGUCGUUCCGGGAAAUGAGACAGAGCACGCUUGGUGGCCAUUUCCGAACGUAAGUUGUACUUUGUUGUCAGGGCGGUGUGAGGAGAACGAGGUUAGCUAAAGUAGGUUUGCGUACUUCUUUCCCACUAUUAUGCGAGCACAAUGUUUGAUUGAGCGUGCGUUCUGUGAGGCAAAUCAGUUCAAAGUUGACGUCAGGGUUAGCGGCCGUUGAAUCCGCGGUCAUGCACUACCGGAAGUGGUGUGUUUUCGCUUUCAAAAGAAAAGCUUGUAUGUUCAAGCAUGCAAAUGUUGCUACGUAGUUUUUUUUAAAAAUAAAAUACAAAUUUAACUCCUUGUUUUCCUUCGAACAAUAAAUGGCUUAUUCAAAUGUGAUGACUUGGAGCGGAAAAAUAACUUGAUAUCAACUUCAUUUCUAAAACAGUUUAAAACUGUAGCUCAACUCAACUGUUGGCCAUGAAUAAAAAAUGAACAUGAAACAAAUAAACAAGAAAACAAAAAGUAGAUAUAUUAAAAAUCUAUUAUAAAAAGCACUUGGCGGUACGGAAACAUCUUUGGUCCCAGAUGUCGCAGGUCUUACGUUGGCGGUGACAUUUCUCCACAAUUAUGCAUCUGUAUUGUGCACCUGGCUGCCCCGCCUCCUCGUCCUCCACGCCCCACCCCUUAAUUGGUUUCCAAGGGAACCACCAGGUGUGGCUCGUGAGAAUCAGAGCACCCGGUGGGUGAAUUUAGACCGAGUAGAGCUCACGGCCGAGGAUGAGGCUUUAUGGUCGACCUUUACAAGAACACGAAAAAGACAAAGCCAACCGACUUGUGGUCAUUGGCGU